Molecule: messenger RNA, 1331 nt
Organism: Cucurbita maxima (winter squash)
Lineage: Eukaryota; Viridiplantae; Streptophyta; Magnoliopsida; Cucurbitales; Cucurbitaceae
Product: aurachin C monooxygenase/isomerase-like
Exons: 4
Coding region: 39-1307 (422 amino acids)
Molecular function (GO): FAD binding
Source: RefSeq, a predicted model, not a curated record
UGCUUUCAUCUCUAGCGCCCAAAUCAACGAACAAAGCCAUGCUCCAGAAGAAGCAGAAGCCCAAAGCCUUGAUCGUUGGAGGGAGUAUAGCCGGAAUUUCUUGCGCCCAUACUCUGAUCAAAGCAGGCUGGGAAGUUCUAGUCCUCGAUAAAACCCCCACUCCGCCGACCGGUUGUUCCACCGGCGCCGGACUCGGCCUUGACACUCUGUCUCAGAGACUCAUCCAGUCGUGGCUUUCCCGACCUGAACUUCUCGUCGAAUCCACUUCCCCUCUAGGGACGGAGCAGAAUCGGGCUAUUGAUGGAGAAAGCAAGACGGGACGGAUAUUGACUAAUGAUGAGAAUCUCAAUUUCAGAGCUGUACAUUGGGCUGACCUUCAUGGCCUUCUAUACAAUGAGCUUCCACCUGACAUAUUUCUUUGGGGUCAUCUUUUUCUUUCUAUCUGUAUAUCUGACGACAAAGCGUCUGUGAAAAUAGUAGCAAAAGUUCUGCAAACUGAUGAGAUUGUUGAAAUAGUUGGGGAUUUGCUUGUUGCAGCUGAUGGCUGUCUCUCUUCCAUACGUCAAGCAUUUCUUCCCAACUUUAAGUUGAGAUAUUCAGGUUAUUAUGCUUGGAGAGGGGUUUUUGAUUUCUCAGAGAAUGAGAACUCAGAGUCCGAGAUCAACAUUCAUAAGGCUUAUCCUCAACUUGGUAAAGGCUUGUAUUUCGACUUGGCAUCUGGAACUCAUAUGGGAAUGUUUGAGGUUCCAAAGAAGAAGAUCAACUGGAUUUGGUAUGUGAAUCAACCAGAACCUCAAAUCAAGGGUCGAUCAAUGACAAUGAAAGUAAACGAGGAGAUGGCGAGGAGAUUGCACGAACAAGCCAGCGAGAUUUGGGUUCCUGAGUUUGCAAACGUCGUUCGAGAAACAAAAGAUCCUUUCAUCAAUGCCAUCUAUGAUUGUGAUCCAUUAGAACAACUAGUUUGGGACAAUGUGGUAUUGGUUGGAGAAUCAGCCCAUCCAAUAACUCCUCAUUGUGGGAGAAGCACGAAUAUGUCUAUAUUAGAUGCAGCUGUUUUGGGCAAAUGCCUUCAGAAAUGGGGAGCUGAAGAUCUAAAUUCAGCUCUUGCUGAGUAUCAGUCUCUCCGGCUGCCUAUUAUUUCUGAGCAAGUCCUCCAUUCCCGGCACGUCGGGCGGAUCAAGCAAGGCUUGGCGCUUCCCAACCGCCAAGUCUUCGACCCGAAUAUAGCUGAAGAAAACCUGCAAGAGCUUCAAAUAAGAAACACACCAUUCUGUGAUGAUGUUCCUGAAGGGAUUGAUCUGAUCUAGGAAUAAUAUGUCUAGUGGUUUGGU